Molecule: messenger RNA, 3159 nt
Organism: Ananas comosus (pineapple)
Lineage: Eukaryota; Viridiplantae; Streptophyta; Magnoliopsida; Poales; Bromeliaceae
Product: probable disease resistance protein At1g58602
Exons: 2
Coding region: 72-2876 (934 amino acids)
Biological process (GO): defense response to other organism
Molecular function (GO): ADP binding
Source: RefSeq, a predicted model, not a curated record
UGUUUCACAUAGUUUCAAGGCUCAUUCCAGUGUGAUCCCCAAACUCCGCUGCAAGAGAGAGAAAGAGAGAGAUGUCAGAAGAUGCUUUAGUUUCCUACAUAGUGAACAAAAUCGGUGACCUAUUCACCCAAGAAAUUUCUCAAAUUUGGAAGGUGGCGGACGAUGUUGAAUCGCUGAAACAAGAACUGCAGGCACUGGAGAUCUUCCUUAACAACAUGGACUACAAGCAGAGGCGGGAUGCAGCGACGAAGACUUGGUUGAGCUCCGUAAGAGACGUAGCAUAUGAAGCUGAGGACUUGAUCGAUACCUAUUUGCUGGAGAAGAGGUACGCUCCCGCCACUAGGAUAUUUCAUUCUUAUUCGGUAUAUAAACAAAUCGAAGAGUUGAAAUCCAAGAUCCAUGAGAUUGUCGAACGUAGAACUAUAUACGUACCUAAAUUGCACGAGCAAAGAGGCGAAGGAAGCAGCAGUAGUGCAGCUGCAGAUCAAGGUCAUUUGCAUCCAUGGAGACGGUCAUUUCCACACCUUGGUGAUGAUGUGGUUGUCGGUUUCGAACAUGAUGCUGAUCUUCUAGUGGAGAGAUUGCUUCACUCGGAGAGACGUCGACAGGUUGUAGCCAUCACCGGGAUGGGUGGUGCAGGCAAAACCACUCUUGCGGCCAUGGUUUAUAACUCAGUUUCCAAAUUUCCCGUUAGCGGUCACACCCAUUUUACCCAGCUUAAAGAAGUGGACUCGGUAAGUGAACUUCAAAACUACUUUGAUGUUUGUGCUUGGGUGCCUGUUCAUCAAGAUCCUGACAUUAUGGACCUUUUGUUGAUCAUGAUUGAUCAACUAGGCUUAAGUGAAUCUACGAACACUGCAAAAUAUGAAUAUAGUUAUCAGAGGAGAUGGAAGGUCCACAGCUUAAAGCAGAAGCUAUAUUGGUCUUUGAAGCAGAGGAGAUACCUAAUAGUGUUGGAUGAUAUCUGGAGGAAAGAAGUAUGGGAUCAAUUUAAACCAGCUCUUCCAAAUUCAGGCAACGGAAGUAGAAUAAUAGUAACAACUCGAUUCAAGGAUGUUGCCAUUUAUCAUGACCCAGGUUCUGAACCCUAUGAAAUGAGGCCCUUAAACGAGGAUGAUAGUUGGCUACUUUUCCUUACAAAAGUUUUUCCACAAUUAACUUUGCACGACCAACCUAUAUGCCCAAGAGGACUCGAGGACUUGGGGCGCCAGCUCUCCUGCAAAUGUGCUGGUUUGCCUCUUGCUUUGGUGGUACUGGGAGGUCUUGUUUCGACAAAACUGAAGCAUCCAUUGGUGUGGUCGAAAUUACUUGAUAAUAUGAACUGGGAUUCGAUAGAUGAUGGGAAGCAAUGCUUAGAAAUCCUUGCUUUGAGCUACUACGAUUUGCCUUACCGCAUGAAAUUUUGUUUUCUUUACUUGGGAGCUUACCCACAGGGUUCUGACAUCAGUGCCUCAAAAUUAACGAAGUUGUGGAUUGGAGAUGAUCUGAUACCCAAAGAAGAAGGUAUAACACUAGAGGGCACUGCAACCAACUACUUGGAGGAGUUGACACAAAGGUGCCUGGUUGAAAUAGUGAAGCGAGGAUCUGAUAUGAGUAUUAAAAAGGUAAGAGUCCAUGACCUCUUGGGUGAGCUAGCGAAGUCCGAAGCAAGAGAGAGUCGAUUCCUUCAGGUAGCAAAUCUAAAUCCUAUCGAGGCAGAGUCAAAGCCCAAGGAGAUAGCUUCACGUCGUUUGGCGCUCCGACAGAUCCCUGCGAGAUUACCUCAAGUUCUGUGUGAAAAAUCAAGAGCUCUUUUAGUUUUCCCUGCAAGCAGAAUAAACCAAAUCUUUACUAAUAGUAAAGGAUGGUUCCAAAAGUGGUUAUCAAAUUUCAUCAACUUUUAUCCAUUCAUUUAUCAGCCUAAGACAAGCAUGGAAUUCCUCAGAGUGCUCGAACUAGAGGGACUAAAACCAGAUAGCAUUUAUCAUUUUCCUAUAAAAGAUAUGACUAGAUUGCGAUACCUGGGAUUGAGAAAUAGCAAUUUUGCGACGUUGCCAUUUUUUGGAGGGAUCCCUCCACAUCUGCAAACUCUAGAUAUAAGAGGUACAUUUAUCACAGAGUUGCCAUCUGAAGUUUGGACGCUUUCAGAGCUUCGCCACUUAUACUUGAACUCAAUGAGUUUACUGGACUCACAAGCGUUGAGAAACAUGCAAACCCUUUCAGAAGCUGCUUCUGCUAAAAGUAUCAGGAUGUCUUGCAUGUCACUGCAUAAUCUUCAAACCCUUAAAAUCGAUGCUGAUCACGAUACUCCAAAAACUACCGACAGCAAAUUGGUUGGGUAUCUUAAGUUGUUAAGUAGUCUGAACUCUCUAACAUUAAGAACCAAGGAGAUCCCUCAAGAGGUUUUUAAAGCAACAUCAACUCAUACAAAGCUAUAUAAGUUGAAGUUAGAUGGAAAUUUGCAGCCCGAUGAACUCUGCGGUAUCGAAAAUUUCACACGUCACAUCACCGAGCUCACUUUGUCUCGCUCAAACUUGAAAGGAGAACCAACAAAAACACUAGGGCAGCUAAAAAACCUCAGGAUUCUCAAAUUGACAGACAAUGCUUGCCAAUGUCGAGAGAUUUCUUGUUCGCCAGGCAGCUUCCCUAAUUUAUCUUACCUUAAGCUGAGCAACCUAUCUCAUCUAGCAUUGCUCAACAUGGAGCGCGGAUCCUUUCCAAAUCUUAUGUGCUUGUCUAUCCAUUGUUGCACCAAUAUGCAUGUGGUUCCGAAUGGUUUGAAUCACAUCACCACCUUACAAGUUCUAAAAUGUGAUAAGAUGCCCUUUAGUUUCGUGGAGGAGAUUAAUGACUGGUGCAGGACGCAUCCUAUGAGAGUUAUCUUCCAAGACCACUAGCCACCGCAAGAUCUUUCUCCAAUAGCCUAAACAUAUUGGCAACCAACUCUUGGAUGGUCUGGACUUCCUUUAAGAAGUUUUGGGUGGACGAAUUUCUCGGCAACCAACCCUUGGUUUCCAUUGUCCCUUCCUCGACCUAUAUCUUAAGGUUGAUUGUAGGCUUUUAGUCCAUGAGCCACAAAUUUGUAAGCUCCUAUCAUAUUAGCUGUUUUCCAACAUAACGUCGAAGUAUUCGCCAAAUUUCCAUUUCUCAGUCUAUAAUUAUUUGACUCUCUCUGCAAGU